Molecule: messenger RNA, 2139 nt
Organism: Trichophyton benhamiae CBS 112371
Lineage: Eukaryota; Fungi; Ascomycota; Eurotiomycetes; Onygenales; Arthrodermataceae
Product: HMG box transcriptional regulator, putative
Exons: 3
Coding region: 1-2139 (712 amino acids)
Biological process (GO): negative regulation of transcription by RNA polymerase II; cell differentiation; anatomical structure morphogenesis
Molecular function (GO): DNA-binding transcription factor activity, RNA polymerase II-specific; RNA polymerase II cis-regulatory region sequence-specific DNA binding
Source: RefSeq, a predicted model, not a curated record
AUGUUUUCCCGGACCAAUCCAGACAAUAUUCAAACUUCCUCUAUGCCAAACGAUAGACUUCUCCCAAAGCCGGUCUUAUAUUAUGAUUACUCGAGGCGAGAUGUACCGACUCCUGGGUCUACAACACCACUGGCUCACAGGGUAAUUACCCAGGGAGUCUCUUCUGGCUUUGAAGUUGAAGAGAAUAUGCCAUCCCCCAGAGCAUUGCCGAUGACGGGAAUGGAAGCAAUCUCCCAUGCUGCACUAUCUCAUUAUCAAGAUAACAUCUCCGUUUUAUCAACGCUGCCGGUGGCUGCUCAAGCAGACACAACUCGGAAGUCUAUGGAGAUAGAUGCAUCCGUCGUCAAAUCCGAAGCUGCUCAUCGAGAGUGUUCUACUUCACCAAAUUCCCCUAAAUCAGAUUUUACAGAGGAAUCCAAUGUUCAGUUUUGCUUGUGUGGACCAGAACCGAAAAUUCCUCGUCCAAGAAAUGAUAUGCAUUCUAACUUCUAUCUUCCAGCAUUCAUUCUGUUCCGACAACACUUACAGAGCUCUGUUGUGGCAGAAAACCCGGGCUUACCAAACCCCGAUAUAUCGAAGAUCAUCGGAAAGAUCUGGAAAGGGCUUCCAUUGAAAGAACAAGAGCCGUGGAAGAAACAUGCAGAUGAAGAGAAGGCAAGGCACUUGCAGAAAUACCCUGGCUACCGGUAUCAGCCACGACGGCCUGGUCGCAAGAGAAGAAACACAAAUACUGCCGGACCUACGGUAAAAGUAGACGUCUCUGGCACGUCUAUUUGCAGUCGAUGUGGAGGGAAACCAAUGAAACCCCCUUCAACCCCGUCGACUCCUUUUAUUCCGAACUUCAAUGAUUCGAUAGACAAUGUGCAAGUUCACUCAUCGCACCCCGAAGAGAUCCAACGCACACAAGGCCACCACCUGAAAUUGGACAAUGCACCUAGCCCUAUUAAUGUCACGUAUGAAGAAAGCUGGCGUCCAGCUCCAAUUCAUGAUGAAAAUAUACCACCUCAAUCACCGUGCAUUAAACGACGCCGCAGUGAAGAAAGGGAGAUGUACCCGUCGAUCCGCCAUCAUAUGGGACCUGAUAACCCUUACCUGUCCAGGAUAACAACCUUACCCCGCCCAGAUCUGACUCAACGCAUUAACUCGCCUAAUUACACCUGGGGCUCUCAAUCGCAUUAUUCAAGCUCAGUACCAGGAUCGCCCCAUGAUCCAAGCCUGGUUCUUCCGCCAUUGAAAAUAGCAGCCUCAAAUCAUCCUCAUUGCUUGGCAAGCCUGGAAGAGCAACCAAAGGCUGUUUCUUUCUUAGACAAGAUAAACCUAUUAUCCAAAGGAUCUCCGCCAUUCAUGUCUUGUUCAACCCCAAUGUCUGGUCAGGCAGAGGGCGCCGUCAUUGCAAUCGAAGGCUGCGAUUCUGAAUCAGUAGCAUGUGUUACCAAAUAUUUGAACAAUUCUCUUUCAUGUGACGACGGUGGGAAUGUCAAGAUAUUCAAAGGACCAGAAUCUGGCAAGUCGGCGGCAUCAGAGGACACACGAAAGGCGGCUGGGAAUUUCCUUGAGACCAUUUUCUCCUGGUAUAAAAUAUCGGGCACCAUAAUCGAGUUCCUCAAUGACCGCAUUUUACCCGUGACUACAAGAUCAACGCCUGGAGAGUCUGGAUCUAAUUCUUCAUUGCAGUCAAUCUUGCCUAAAACUGAAGACCUUAGUAUUUGUUCAACCGAGCGGUCCGCUUCUGAUGAAACUGUCUUCACACCUGAACCUGAAGAAGCUGUGCAUACUCCUACGUCAUCCUCUUGCAACAAUGACUCGACAUUCCGUGUCGCUCUAGUUCCACACUACCAAUUAGCCACUACGGAAUCCCAUGCCGGCUCGACACCGCGCAAUAGCUCACACGACGCCAUUGAUCACUGGGAACGCAUGGCGAUGCAGUGGGGAAGCUGUGUCGGACCGGACAUCACCGUAUAUAUACGGGACUGCGAUCAAAUUGAGCUGAGCAAAUAUGGCACAGGAAACCCAGUUGAGAACCGUCUAAAUGACGUCCGUACGCUGGUCAUCAGGCGCCUUGCUGGUAGUACUGAGGGGAUCGAUGAAAAAGCACUGAGAAGAGUUGGGUUUGAAGUCAAAGAAUUCCUCAGAAAGUGA